This is a messenger RNA of Argentina anserina (silverweed cinquefoil), 3356 nucleotides long. RefSeq names its product cytochrome b561, DM13 and DOMON domain-containing protein At5g54830. The record is from RefSeq and is a predicted model, not a curated record. The transcript has a single exon. Bases 190 to 2910 code for a protein of 906 amino acids. Lineage: Eukaryota; Viridiplantae; Streptophyta; Magnoliopsida; Rosales; Rosaceae.
UCAAUCAACGCCGGGCGAGCCUCCUGCUCCACCUUUCUCCGAUCAACGGCAUCCUCCUCCUCCUCCUCCUCAGGUCUGAUUCUACCUUCUCCUUUCACCCUUUAAAUUCCUAGUAACACAUACAUACUGCUGAUAUUGGAUCCCAAACUCUCUCCAAAUACCAAAGAUCCGGAUCUCCACACCCCUCUCAUGCCUCCCAAACCCACCACCGCCGUCUUCGUCCUAGGGUUUCUCCUCCCCCUGUUGCUUACAUUCUGCCAUGCCGAUCCGGGUCCCAGUUGCCCCAAAACCAGCCCACUCGUCAACUUGGAAUCCGAAUUCAAAAUGCUCCAGCACCAGCUCAGAGGCUCCCUCAAAAUACUCGACGACUGCUCCUUCCAGGUCUCCAAUUUCGACAUGCUCUCCGGCUCCGACGUCCGCUGGUGGGCCGCCGCCGCCCCCGACUUCAACAACCUCACCGCCGGCUUCGUCGUCUCCGACCACAAACUCAACCAGACCUACAAAAGCGCAAGCUUCACUGUGCGUCUCAGAGACAAUGUCACCUGGGAUCAGAUCCAAGUCCUCGCCGUCUGGGACCUCCCCACCUCCUCCGACUUCGGUCACAUCGUCCUCCGUGACGUAAUCAACCGCUCUUCCGGCUUGGCCCCUUCUCCGUCGCCGGCGAGCGAUUCAUGGAAUGGGAGCAGUCGGGUUCAUACUGAGCCGACUAUGCUGGAGAAUUGCAAGAGCUUGUCUGAUCAUUAUAGGGUUAGAUGGACACUGCGUCCUGCGGAGAAUGUGGUUGAUAUUGGGCUCGAAGCUGCCACUGAUUCCACGGAUUACAUGGCUUUCGGGUGGGCCAGCCCCAAGAUGACUACUGAGCAGUUCAUGCUCGGAGCUGAUGUGGCCGUCGCCGGAUUCGAUGAGGAGGGAAUGCCGUUUGUCACUGAUUUUUACAUCUCAAAGUACAGUGAGUGCGCGGUGGACAAGGACGGCUCCGUUAAAGGGGUCUGCCCCGAUACGAGGUACGAAGGGACUGCCGCCAAUGGCUUGGUGAACAAUACUAGAUUGGUUUACGGCCACCGCAGGGACGCCGUGUCGUUUAUUAGGUACCAGAGGCCGUUGGAAUCGGCUGAUCAGAAGUAUGAUGUAGUGGUGAACCAUACUGAGAAAAUGAUGGUGAUUUGGGCUGUGGGGACGAUCAGGCCACCGGAUACUCUUCAGCCUUACUAUCUUCCCCAAAACCAUGGGGGACCCCAGGAUGUGGCUUAUGGCUAUCUCCAGCUGAAUAUGUCUGAGCAUGUGGAUGACUGUUUCGGUCCUAUAGAGGCCGAAGACACAGAGGAUCAGCAUCUCAUUAUUGCCGAUGCAAAGGCGCCGCUUGUGGUUACUUCCGGGGAGGCAGUGCAUUAUCCAGACCCUCCCAACCCUUCAAAGGUUCUUUAUGUUAACAAGAAGGAAGCUCCGGUGUUGAGAGUAGAAAGAGGGGUGCCGGUCACGUUUUCAAUACAAGCUGGGCAUGAUGUUGCUCUCUACAUUACUUCGGAUCCUCUUGGUGGGAAUGCUACACUGAGGAAUGCAAGCGAGACUGUUUAUGCUGGAGGACCGGAGUAUCAAGGAGUUCAAGCCAGUCCCAAGGAGUUAAAAUGGGCGCCAAACAGGAAUACCCCAGACCUGGUGUACUAUCAAUCUCUUUAUGACCAGAAAAUGGGAUGGAAGGUACAGGUGGUUGAUGGGGGUUUACCUGAUAUGUAUAAUAGCAGUGUGGUUUUGGAUGAUCAGCAAGUUACCUUAUUUUGGACAUUGGCACAUGAUUCUAUAUCUAUUGCGGUCCGAGGUGAGAAGAAAAGUGGUUUCUUGGCAAUAGGAUUUGGUAGGGAAAUGGUGAACAGCUAUGCUUAUGUUGGUUGGAUUGAUAAUAUUGGCAAAGGGCGGGUAAAUACUUACUGGAUUGAUGGUAAGGAUGCCUCGAGUGUGCAUCCAACUAAUGAAAAUUUGACAUAUGUGAGGUGCAGGUCAGAAAAUGGGAUCAUAACAUUCGAGUUCACUCGCCCUUUGAGACCUUCAUGUGGUAAGAGUGAUAAGCCCGAGUGUAAAAACAUAAUUGAUCCAACUACUCCUCUUAAAGUUAUAUGGGCAAUGGGUGCUACGUGGUCAGAUGAUCAUCUUAGUGAUCAAAAUAUGCAUUUUGUUACCAGCAGUAGGCCUAUAAGGGUUCUGCUUAUGCGUGGUUCUGCAGAGGCAGAGCAGGAUUUGCAGCCAGUUUUAGCAGUGCAUGGAUUUAUGAUGUUUCUCUCUUGGGCUAUAUUGCUUCCUGGUGGAAUACUGGCAGCUAGAUACUUGAAACAUGUUAAGGGUGAUGGUUGGUACCGGAUUCAUGUAUACUUGCAGUACUCAGGUUUGGCAAUCGUUCUACUUGCCCUUCUUUUUGCUGUUGCCGAGCUCCGAGGCUUCUUUUUCGGCUCAUUACAUGUUAAAUUUGGAACUACGGCUAUAUUUUUGGUUUGUAUGCAACCGGUGAAUGCAUACCUAAGGCCAAAGAGACCAAAUAAUGGAGAGCAGGUUUCCUCUAAAAGGCUUUUGUGGGAGUAUCUUCAUGUGAUCGGGGGCAGGAGUGCCAUUGUAGUAGGUUUUGGAGCACUUUUCACGGGAUUGAGGCAUUUAGGUGAUAGAUAUGGCGGCGAAAAUGUUGGUGGGCUCAACUGGGCUUUGAUAGUUUGGUUCUUGAUAUGUGCUUUGAUAGUAGUAUAUUUGGAAUACUGUGAAAGGCAAAGAAGGGGGGAUAGAAGUGUCGGCAGAAGCAAUUGGGUGCUGGGGAAUCUUGAGGAAGAUGACUCUGUUGAUUUGUUGAGUCCAAAUGGAAUACAUUCAGAGAAGGAUUCACGUACAUCAGGAAGGAUGGAAGUUCAAUUAGAGCCUCUGAACAGAUAGGUAGAUAGAUAGUUAUUCUUUGAUAUGAGCUACUACUCUUACCCAAUUUUGAGAAUUUCUUCACAUACAUGGGGAAUACAAAGCCAGUUUACUUGCUUCAGAGGUCGUUUUGCUUUGUCAAAGGGAGGCUCGUUCGAUGAACACCAUUCAGCUCCAUCCAACCAUUUACUGUCAAGGAUUUUCAUCCCAUGAUCUGCACUCUUGUAUACUUUAUACAUCUUAUUAGUUAUUACACAGAGGAAGGUUAUAUCACUUUAUUUGUUGCCUUUUGAUUAUAAAACGAGGACAUUAGCUUAGAAUGUUUGGUUUAGAUCUGUGAAAUGUGCUUUUCAGGCAUUUGAAAGAGAGAGUUGCUUCUUGCUAGCCAAUUUUCCUGUAAAAUAUGAAGCUGCGUAAUACCUGUUUGCAACCUACAUCAGAUGCUUGUUACUCUUUUAGGUCAUCGU